This is a messenger RNA of Phaedon cochleariae (mustard beetle), 3690 nucleotides long. The record is from the annotation of a GenBank genome assembly. NCBI's taxonomy places the organism in Eukaryota, Metazoa, Arthropoda, Insecta, Coleoptera, Chrysomelidae.
AGGGGCCAUAUUUACAGAAGACCAGAAGAACACGAGCGUGGAAAUGGCGUUCAAGUACGCCGUAUACAAAAUAAACAAAGACAGAGAUUUGUUACCCAAUACCACCCUUGUUUACGAUAUCCAAUAUGUGCCAAGAGAUGACAGUUUCCGGACGUCUAAGAAGGCCUGUCGCCAAAUGGAGUUCGGAGUGCAAGGUAUUUUCGGUCCGUCCGACCCAAUUUUGGGGGCACACAUCCAGAGCAUCUGCGAAGCCUUAGACGUACCACACAUAGAGGCGCGCAUCGAUUUCGAGCCACUGUCCAAAGAGCUGUCCAUCAAUCUGCAUCCCAGUCAAGAAAGCAUGAACAAGGCCUUCAAAGACCUCAUGUCCUUCCUGAAUUGGACCAAGGUGGCUGUUAUUUACGAAGAGGAUUAUGGUCUUUUCAAGCUUCAAGAGUUGGUGAAGGCUCCAGCAGCUACGAAGAUAGAGAUUUAUAUUCGUCAGGCAAGUCCGGCGACGUAUCGUCAAGUGCUCAGAGAGAUCAGACAGAAAGAAAUAUAUAAGCUCAUAGUAGAUACGAAUCCAAGAAAUAUCAAUCAGUUUUUCAGAGCCAUUCUGCAACUCCAGAUGAAUGACUACCGAUACCACUACAUGUUCACCACAUUUGAUCUUGAGACAUUCGACCUUGAAGACUUCAAGUACAACUCCGUGAAUAUAACAGCCUUCCGAAUUGUUGACGUUGAGCACCCCAAAGUGAAGGAUAUCUUGCAGACCAUGGAGAAGUUUCAACCAAUAGGGCAUGCUAUUCUAAAUAGAAGUGGCAUCAUUCAGGCAGAGCCAGCUCUGAUGUUCGAUUCGGUGUACGUAUUUGCCAAGGGAUUAUCCGCAAUGGACUCCGGCCAAUCUAUCAGGCCGAUGAAUUUAUCCUGUGACGUGGAGAAGCCCUGGGAUGAUGGAUUAUCUUUGUACAACUACAUUGAUGCGGUGACCGGCCUGCACGGCCUGACAGGGAAUUUGGAAUUUAACGAAGGCAAAAGGGCCAACUUCAAAGUGGAUCUGCUGAAACUGAAAAAGGAAGAGAUCCGUAGAGUCGGCCAGUGGUCCCCGAACGAGGGCAUCAACAUCACCGAUCCGAAUGCCUUCUACGAAAACAACUCGCCAAAUAUCACACUGGUCGUCAUGACAAGAGAGGAAAGACCGUACGUGAUGGUGAAAGAAGAUAAGAAUCUGACGGGAAACGCUCGAUACGAGGGCUUCUGUAUAGACCUUUUGAAAUGGAUAGCUGGCCAGGUGGGCUUUCAAUAUUCCAUCAGACUGGUGCCGGACCACAUGUACGGGGUGUACGAUCCUGAAACGAGGGAAUGGAACGGGAUCGUCAGAGAACUCAUGGAGAAGAAAGCAGACCUGGCCGUCGCUUCCAUGACCAUAAAUUAUGCCCGCGAGAGCGUAAUAGAUUUCACGAAACCCUUUAUGAACCUCGGAAUCGGAAUCCUCUUCAAGGUUCCUACUAGCCAGCCCACCAGGCUGUUCAGUUUCAUGAACCCGCUAGCAUUCGAGAUUUGGCUGUACGUGCUGGCUGCCUACAUCCUGGUGUCGUUCACGCUGUUCGUAAUGGCGAGAUUUUCACCCUACGAGUGGAACAACCCACAUCCCUGCCAUCAAGAGUCCGACAUUGUCGAGAAUCAGUUUUCCGUGUCCAACAGUUUCUGGUUCAUCACGGGGACUUUCUUGCGGCAAGGAUCGGGACUCAAUCCUAAGGCCACCUCGACACGUAUCGUGGGCGGGAUCUGGUGGUUUUUCACCCUCAUCAUAAUUUCGUCGUACACAGCGAAUUUGGCGGCUUUCCUGACGGUGGAACGGAUGAUCACCCCCAUCGAAAGUGCUCAAGACCUAGCCGAGCAAACAGAAAUCGCCUACGGAACCUUGGAGGGUGGCAGCACUAUGACAUUCUUCAGGGAUUCAAAAAUUGGAAUAUAUCAGAAGAUGUGGCGGUUCAUGGAAGGCAGAAAACCCCAAGUUUUUGUAAAAACAUACGAAGAAGGCGUUAAGAGAGUCCUUGAAGGGGACUACGCCUUCCUCAUGGAGUCCACGAUGCUGGACUACGCAGUCCAGAGGGACUGCAACCUGAUGCAGAUCGGAGGGCUGCUGGACUCGAAGGGCUACGGCAUAGCUACGCCCAAGGGCAGCCCGUGGCGGGACAGGAUCUCGCUGGCCAUCCUGGAGCUGCAGGAGAAGGGUGUCAUCCAGAUCCUGUACGACAAGUGGUGGAAGAACACCGGAGACGUGUGCAAUCGGGACGACAAAAGCAAGGAGUCCAAGGCGAACGCUCUCGGAGUGGAAAAUAUCGGCAAACAAAAAAUGAGAAAAAAAGGGAUACAACCACCUUUUUAUCAUCUCUCGGAAAGUACGAAAGGGAAUUCCUAUAAUGUUCGGGUAACAUCGUGGGUACCCAGGGAGGAUAGGGAGAGGAGGUGGCGUGUUCGUCGUCCUCCUCUGCGGCCUCGCUCUCGCCAUCCUUGUGGCCAUCCUGGAAUUCUGCUGGAACAGCAAGAAGAACGCGCAGACCGACAGGCAGUCGCUGUGCUCCGAGAUGGCCGAGGAGCUGCGCUUCGCCGUGCGAUGUCACGGCUCGAGGCAGCGGCCAGCGCUGAAGCGGACCUGCGCCAGGUGCAGUCCGGCUACCACGCCACAGAAGGCGGCGACCCUCAACUACAGGGCCGUCCCCUGCCCCGACCCGGGCGGCUCAAAGAGCGCCUCGCUGGGCCGCGGCGGCUCGGUCUCAGCCGCCUGCGACGUGGUGCAGCACCUGCCCGACCGCGCCAUCUUGUGGAAGUUCGAGGGCGAGCUCGGCCACCCGAGCGGGCCCGACGUGGUGAACCGAACGUUGCCGAGCGCGGCCGGGACCAGCGAACUGUGAUAAAACGACGUGUUAGGUAGGAGAUGCGAAUAAAUGUAUCGGCGAUUUGGUGAUGUCCAACACGGUUUAUUGACAUAUGGACGAGAAUGAUCGUCGCAUCCGAGUGGGCAUAAUAGAUACGUUGGAAAAAAGUUGAGAAAAGUUGAAUAACUGAGUCUUCAAAGUUGGAUAAAGUGUUGAAGGAUUUAAUAUUAUUUAUUCAUGCAAGAAGUGGUAUCAGAAUUGAGUUACGGCUGAUACAAUAUAACAUUAUACAGGGUGUCUCACAAUCGAUAAGUACCUCAGACAGGUAUGGAAAACAGGACAAUGAAGUAUACUGAAAGUCUGGUUAUUUCAAUAUAGCACUUAUAUAACGAUGAAUAAUACACUUCUUCAACGUACCACCACAAAGUAUCAAAAGUUUGGGAUACAUUUUCGUCGAAACUACUCGUCCGAUUUGGACGAUUUUAAUCUCGAUUCCCAGAUUAUCAUCUUCCAAAUAUUGGCGUGCAAACUGUAUUUGAAUACCGGGUGAAGCAGCUAUAGCGUGUUUUAUUCAUGAAAUGUUUUAUAUCUUGUGGAGAGUAACAGUUAACGUUAUCAAGUUGAAAUUGAAAGUACACAUUAGCCUCAUCUUUCCUCUACAUUCUUGUUUUAUAUUCACCUCCUUAUUCCAUCCUUUCCUUAUAGGCCAGAAACAAAAUUUUAUGGCAAAACAUGAUUUCAUUAAAUUCAAUCAGCACUAUAAGCACAAGCAACCUUCUUUGAAUGGUUGCAUGAAAAUAAUGUUUCUUAAAAUCACGCUAUAAAAUGG